Molecule: messenger RNA, 614 nt
Organism: Anas platyrhynchos (mallard)
Lineage: Eukaryota; Metazoa; Chordata; Aves; Anseriformes; Anatidae
Gene: C5H11orf91
Product: chromosome 5 C11orf91 homolog
Source: RefSeq, a predicted model, not a curated record
UUGGCGGCCUUAGCCGGGCGGCGCCAUGAGCGAGCAGCCCCCGCCGCGGCCCCUCUUCUUCCCCCCCUUCCACGACCGCCCCGAAACCGGUGCUUCCCCGGCGGAAAGCGGCGACCCUCGGAAGCUGCUGGCGGCCGCCUGCGGGCCCUGGCAGCCCCCGGUGGCCGCCGCGGCUCCCCGCUGGCCCGCGGGGCUGGCGCCCAUCGCCUACGAGCCGCUGCGCUUCUUCUGCCCCGCGGCGGCGGCGGCGGCGGCGGCGGAGGAGCGGCGGCCCGGGGAGCAGCCGCAGCUGGAGGGCGAGAUCUGCGAGCUGGGCAUCCGCAUCAAGGAGCUGGAGCUGCUGGCGCUGCUCGGGGACGGCUUCGACCCGCAGCAGUAUAAACUUCUGAAGGCACUGAAAGAAGAAAAGAUACAAGGCAUGAAAGCAAGGCAGAAACUGAAGAAACAGCCACCAUGUUGAAGAUUAUUUGGGCUGGAUGUUCUGUCACUUUGGAGUAUUAUUUUAAUGGAUCUUCCCAAUAAUUUUUCUACUCAUUACAUGUUAUUCUCUUACUAAAUUAAAAAAAUACAGUAUAUUGUUGACUUUUUUUGUAUGUCAUAUCUCUGGUACUAAA